AUGGCCUCGAGCUACUACGUGCAGCGCGACGCCUACAACCGCUCCCCCUCGCCGCUCCACCACCACCGCCCUCCUCCUCCCGCCGGGCCCUCCGCCCCGGUUUCGCAGCCGCUGCGCUUCCUCCCGCCCUCGCAAGCGCACCGCCAGAACACGGCCCCGCCAGCACCAUACAGCCACUCGGGCUACGCCGCCGCACCGCACCAGCUCGACCACCCGCACCACCGCCCCCACACCGCGUCGGCGUCUGACUCGGAGCCGUCCUGCAUCAAGUGCUCGUCGUGCGCGGCAUGGGUCCGCCUCGAGGACCUCGGAGGGCACGUGUGCGCGGCGGCGAGGGCGAGGGAUGAGCGCAGGGCGCCGCCGGUCGGGCUGCAGCUCGAGCGAGGAGGGGGAGCGGGGGCAGGCUUGAACGGGGGACUGAGCCCUGGCCAGUACCUCCACGCGUCGCCGCCGGGCAGCGCCCCGCUCUCCUUCCCCACCACGUCCUCGUCCACCUCCCCGAGCGCCAGCACGAGCGCCCGCCUCGGCUUCUUCGACCGCUACCAGCAGCUCGUCGACACGAGCGAGCUCGCGGCGGGCAACAUGGCCGGCGUCGGCUCGGCGCGCUCGCCUCGUCUCGCGCCCGGCGGCAUCGGCGGCGGCGGUUUCCCGCACCACCAGCACCCGCAGCACCACCCGCCACAACGCUCGACGACCGCGCCCCUCCCGACGAGCGUCUCGGCGCCCAACCUCACCGUGCCCGGGCACGCGCCGUACUACCCGCAGACGCAGCAGCGCCGCCGUCCCGACGACGACGGCGACCGCGCGCCGUCCUCGCCCGGCCCGCCUUUGUCGCCCGGCGUCGGGCUCUACCGCCAGCCGUCACCGACACCUGUCUCGGCGCGCAGCAUGGCGAGCGAGUGGAGCGCCGCGCAGCGAGAGCGCGCCUUUGCCGACGGCGGGCUCGACACGCCCGCCUCGUCGGUCGCGCCGUCGAGCUCGUCGCGCUCGCGCAAGGAGAGCCUGCCUCGCAACGGCACUUCCGCCGCCACGCCGCAGCAGCAGCAGCAGCUCGCACGUGCGGCGUCGCAGUCGUCGUCGUCGGCCUCGUCGGCGUACCUCGCCUACGACCGCUUCUCGAGCGACUCGAUCCCGCAAUCGCGCUCGACGCCUGCCGGGCUCGGCGGAUGGGCGUCGACGUCGGGCGGGACUGUCGGUGGAGGAGGAGCAGGAACGGCGGGCGGGCUCGACGCGUGCCUCGAGGACCUGAGGCUCAUGGCCGACGGCGAGGACGGAGACGUGGCCGGGGAGGAGACGCUCGAGGCACUCUUCGAGGGUCGAAGGCGUGACGACGAGGAGGGCGCGCGGCGGGACGACCACGACGACCUGCUCGCGACGCCGAGGCAGGCUCCGAGGCGGCGGGACAAGGAGCCGCCGACGACGGCGCACAAGAGCCCGUCGCUCGCGCCCAACUCUCCCCUUUCUCCCCCUCCCACCUCGACCUCGACCUCGUCCGCUCCCCUGUCCUGUACCGCCUGCCGCACCCCGAUCCCGCCCUCGGCGACGCCCAAGCGCACCUCGGCCGGCCCGCCCUUCUGCCGCCCGUGCUACGCCGACCGGUUCCUCCCCAAGUGCCGCCGGUGCGCGCUCCCGAUCGAGGGCGGCGCCGUCACGUCGUCGGACGGCAAGAUCCAGGGCAAGUACCACCCGGCGUGCUUCUCGUGCUGGGCGUGCGCCGCCAAGUUCCCGUCGGGCGAGUUCUACGUCCUGUCGGGCAAGCCGUACUGCAUGCAGGACUAUCACGCGCUCAACGGGUCGCUGUGCGCCGACCCGAGGUGCGGCAAGCCCAUCGAGGGUCCGUGCGUGUCCCUCAUCGGCGAGGACAAGGGCGACGGUGGGCGUUAUCACCCACCCUGCUUCAACUGCUCCGACCCCUCGUGCCUCGUCCCCCUCCUCUCGCACCAUUUCGUCGUCGACCGUCUCCCGUACUGCGACGUGCACGCCGCAGGGCCCGUCCGCCGUCGCGCACCGAGGCAAGGCGCCGCCGAGGGCGUCGAGGCGAGGGCGAAGAAGCGUCAGACCAUCAUUACGAGGUCGUGAGCGGCGUCGCAGAGGGAGAGGAGAAGGGGCUCGAGCGCGCGAGGAGGAAGGACGGAGCGACGGGCGUUGGACCAUACCCUGGCUGUGUUAUUCCAUGUGCGACACGAUGUAUACACUCUGCGUCGCUGUC
Molecule: messenger RNA, 2209 nt
Organism: Rhodotorula graminis WP1
Lineage: Eukaryota; Fungi; Basidiomycota; Microbotryomycetes; Sporidiobolales; Sporidiobolaceae
Exons: 3
Coding region: 1-2079 (692 amino acids)
Source: RefSeq, a predicted model, not a curated record